AAAGCUCUUGCCACCACCGUCCACCGACCUCCUUUCUUGCCUGCUUUCUUUGUUUUCUUUCAUUUUGUUUUUCUUCUUAAAAAUAAAGGCUUUUUCCCAUAACAGGUACAGAAGAAGACAAAAAAGAAGCCCCACUUUCUCUGAAUUUUGAUUCUCAAAAGUCUCUCUUCUAUCACUGAAACGUGUCACUUCACACACAGUAGAUUCCAAUUCCAUAGACAUCAAGUAAAUCUUUCUAGCAAAAAAAAAUUGGACCCAAAAUUCCAAGAAGCUAGUUUAGUUUCUGCCGUUUCUUUCUCCCCUCGUCUGAAUGUUAAUUUCAAUCUCCUCCCAUCAAUCUCGCCGACUCGGUCAGGCUCACAGAUGCCUAAAUUUGUCUCCACGUAUUUCUCUUUCUACAAGUGGAGUGUCCACUGUCACCUAUGCAUUUUUGAUGGAGAAUUUUCAUUUCCCAUUUCUUAACUUUGCUUAGAAUUUGAGAAAACAAGUAGGGGGAGAGGUGGAUUCUUCUAAUGGGUACUGGAUUUCUCUACAGUAUCAAAAAUCGGUUUGGUUUUGUUAAUAUUACAGGUCUUGUAAACGAGUUUGUGUAUCAUAAUAUGUAUAGGUUCUUUACUUUUUUCUGGGGUUAUGUCUGCAGCUACACCGUUUAUCUGCUUGAAUUGUUCUUCAGACAUAUCUUCAGAUUUGAGAAAGGAAAAUUUCUGGACAAGUUUGAGUCCGAUUCUGAUGAGGUUUAUCAUCAAACAGAAGAUGAUCGAUUUGGUUCAAUUUGCUCUUCGGAUUCAGAGAUGGAUAAAAGCGAUGAAGAAGGAGAGAAUUCUGUUAUUAUGGAGAGUGCCUUGUCGGCAAGCACUAAUAAGUAUGAGUUUUUGUCUGGAAAAGGCAUACGUGGGUUCGUGGAAGAACCAAGAACCUUGAGCUUUACUGUCCAUGAGCUGUCCCUGGAUUCAAACAAUGAUGCAAUUGUGAAUCCUCCAAUUUUUGGUACUGGACGCUUCCCUGAUGACGAAUUCCAGGGCGUUGGGUUAAUUGCAGAGGUAGCGGAUAAAGAAGAUGAAUCAGCGGCCUUCGUCAAAAGUUUUGCCAUUGAUGAGGCUUCAGAAGGUAAACAGGAAGGAGAAAGAUUGAUGAUGGAGAAGAAUUCUAAGGACGAAACGUUAAUUUCUGAUGAUGGAGUCACUGUCGACAGGGGUUUUCGAGAUCAUGAAUUGGAUGCAGAGGAAACAGAGAAUUCAGUUACAAGUUCGGUCAUUGAAGAGGGAUUAGAGAAGCAGGAGCCGGAAACAUCCACCGAGGAAAAUAUUUCUGAUAACCAAGAGAUGGGUGGUUUAGACCAUAGCCCUGAAAAUUCGGUUAAUAGGACUGCCGGUGGAGUAUUUGAAUCUGAAAGUCUCAUUUUCAUGGAUGAAGAGAAGAUGGAACAUAGUAGAGAAGCAGAAGAAAUUUCCAUUGAAGGAGUAGAACCUCAAAGCUGCAUGUUGAUGGAUGAGGAGAUGACAGAACAAAACAGAGAAACGGAAGCUGUUUUAAUGAGAGAGCAAUCCAUGGAUUCCGACGAUGAAUAUAUAGAAUUAAAACCCCAGAAACAGAAUUCAAUUUUGGAUGAGGAAAUAUUGUCUACAGAGGAUUUAAGCAACAUUGAUGACAGAGAAGAAGAGCAAGAAUUAGUCCAUGAAAAGGCAGAACCGAAAUUUGAAGAAUCCAUCUUCCAAGAGCAUAAAGCCUCAGAUUCACAUGUCCAAAGUGAUUUAGAUUACAUGUUUGAGCACCAGGACAUAAUAGAACAGCUAAAACUGGAGCUGAAACUAGCAAGAACAGGGGGUCUUCCAACAAUUCUUGAAGAAUCAGAAUCUGAAGAAUUGGAAACUCCGAAAACAGAACAAGAGCUAAAGCCAAUGAAGAUUGAAGACCAGAAAUUUGAGCGCAAAGAUCUCCUGGAAGGGAUUCAGAAAGUUUACAAGAGCUACUUGGACAAAAUGCGAAAAUUGGACAUCUUGAACUUCCAGACCAUGCACGUACUUGGCUUACUGCAGAUGAAAGACACAGUUCAGUUUCAGACAGCUCGCAAAUCUUCUGUUCCAGCAGUUAUCUCUCUUCUUUCGCAGAACUUAUGGUCAUGCAAAGGAACCGCGGUGGUUGAUCCAAUGAAGAAGGUGAUUUCAGACAUAUACAGUGAUUUCGAAACCAUAUAUGUUGGACAGCUUUGCCUUUCCUGGGAAAUACUCCAAUGGCAAUACUGGAAAGCUAAAGAAUUGCAAAACUAUGAUUCUCAAGAAUCCCAUCAAUAUAAUCAAGUAGCUGGUGAGUUUCAAUUAUUUCAAGUCCUGAUACAAAGGUUCCUGGAGAAUGAGCAAUUUCAAGGUCCCAGGGUCCAGAAUUAUGUCAAGAGCCGAUGUGUCCUUCGUAGUCUUCUCCAAGUUCCUCUAGUUAAAGAUGAUAGUUUCAAGGACAAGGGAAAAACAGGAGACAACAAUGAAGAUGCAAUUACAAGCCAAAUGCUAAUAGAAGCCAUUGAGCAAUCAAUGCAAGUUUUCUGGGAAUUCCUUCGUGCCGACAAAGAUGAAAGCAGUGUGUUCUUGCAGAGUCAUCAACAAUCCCAUCUUAAUCUCCAAGACCUUGUAGAUUCAGAGCUGUUAACUGAUAUUCGAACCGAUUGUCAGAAGAAGGAUAAAAAGCUUAAAGACAUAUUGAGAAUUGGAAAUUGCAUAGUGAAGAGGUUCAAAAGGCAACAGGAUGAUCGAGUGAAUCAUAUCCAGAAACUGGUAAGAGCUCAGGUGGAACUGAAAUUGGUUUCAAGAGUUCUAAGCAUGCCCAAACUAACAAGAGAUCAAUUGAUAUGGUGUCAUGAAAAACUACUAAAGAUUAACUUCUGUAAUAGAAAAGUUUUUGUAGAGUCCUCAUUUUUGCUCUUUCCAUGUUGACUGACACGGCAAGUGCUUUUAAGAAGGUUUAUAUACAUAUACAUGGAAAGUAAGUGUCAUCUUCCACUUAAAGCCAAUGUUAAUGGAGACAACUUUCCACUCUUUUUCAA
Molecule: messenger RNA, 3034 nt
Organism: Manihot esculenta (cassava)
Lineage: Eukaryota; Viridiplantae; Streptophyta; Magnoliopsida; Malpighiales; Euphorbiaceae
Exons: 5
Coding region: 513-2924 (803 amino acids)
Source: RefSeq, a predicted model, not a curated record